AUGGGAGAAUCAACAGAAAGGUAUGCGGUUGUGACUGGAUCAAACAAAGGAAUUGGAUUUGAGAUAGUUAAGCAGUUAGCUGAAGCUGGUAUCAAAGUGGUGCUUACAGCAAGAGAUGAACAAAGAGGACUUCAAGCUUUGGAAACACUCAAAGCUUCUGGUUUAUCUGAUUUUGUUGUUUUUCAUCAACUAGAUGUUGCUGAUGCUGCAAGUGUAGCUGCUCUUGCACAUUUUGUCAAAUCACAAUUUGGCAAACUUGAUAUUUUGGUUAACAAUGCUGGGAUUGGUGGUGUUGAAAUUCAAGAUAGUAAUUUAUUCAGAUCAACACUCCUCACAAAUGGGAAGGCAUUAUCUGAUGAUGAAUUGAGAAGCUCAAUGACACAAACAUAUGAGUCAACUAAAGAAUGUUUGCAAAUAAAUUACCAUGGAGCUAAAACAACAUUUGAGUACCUUCUUCCGCUUCUCGAGUUAUCAGAUUCACCAAGAGUAGUCAAUGUGUCAUCAGCAUUGGGCAAGAUAGAGCAUGUAUCAAAUGAAUGGGCUAAAGGAGUUUUCAGUGAUGUUGAAAACCUUACCGAAGAGAGAAUAGAUGAAGUGUUAAAGGAGUUUCUCAAGGAUUUUGAACAAGGGUCUUUAGAAAGAAAAGGUUGGCCUAGGUAUUUAGCUGCCUAUACUGUUGCAAAAGCUUCAAUGAAUGGUUAUACGAGAAUUAUUGCAAAGAAGUAUCCGAGUUUUUGCAUCAAUUGUGUUUGUCCUGGUUAUGUGAAGACUGAUAUAACUGCUAAUACUGGUUUCUUCACUGCAAAAGAAGGUGCUGCUCAUCCUGUUAGGUUAGCAUUGCUUCCCAAUGGUAGUCCAUCUGGUCUCUACUAUAUCCGAAAUGAACUCUCUUCAUUUUGA
Molecule: messenger RNA, 900 nt
Organism: Lathyrus sativus (Indian pea)
Lineage: Eukaryota; Viridiplantae; Streptophyta; Magnoliopsida; Fabales; Fabaceae
Source: the annotation of a GenBank genome assembly